AUGCAGCAGCCUGAAACCCAGCAGACAGCUCAGCAAGCAGCGGCCGACAUACUGGAUCCAGCAGAUCAGUACCUGCGUCGGAGGAAAACGGCUCUGUGGGUGACUGUGUCCCUGCUGGCUCUGUCUCUGGUGGUGCUGGCAGUGGGUCUCAUCUCUGCCACUCGCACCGACAACGUGCCUGUCGCUGGCUACUACCCCGGCAUCACCCUGAGUUUUGGAGCAUUUCUGGGCAUUGUUGGUAUCCACCUGGUGGAAAAUCGCAGACCCAUGCUUGUGGCAGCCAUCAUCUUCAUCAGUAUCGGAGUCAUCGCGUCUUUCUUCUGCGCCAUUGUGGAUGGGAUCAUCGCUUCAGAGUUCAUUGACACAAGACCUUUGCAGGAGGACAUGUGUGACUUCUACGCCAGUGGAUCAGGCUACGCCUACGACAGCUACUACACAGAGGUGACCUGCCGCUCCUCCGACAAAGCGUGCAAGCUGAAGCUGAGGAGCAACACCUGCUACUGCUGCUACCUGUACAACUGUGAGAGCACAGAGUACCACACGCGGUACUACGAGUUCACGGGUGUCAGCGGCUGCUGGGAUGCGAUCCACCUGUACCGUCUGCUGUGGGCCUCAGUGGUGCUCAACGUGAUCGGCUUGUUCCUGGGCAUCAUCACCGCCGCCAUCCUCGGAGCGUACAAGGACAUGCAGAAGCCAUCUCCUCAGAUGGCUCCCAGCCCGGCGCCGCCACCCCACAUCCUGUACAACCCGACCCAGCACAUGCUCACCUACGCUGGCUUCUGUCCUCCAGGACAGAAUCUGCCUGCCUAUCCCAACUACACAAUACCCAUGCAGCAUAACAGCAACUACCAAGCACCUACCACACCCCAGCAAAACCCUGAGGGAGGCCUUGCCUCCACCACCUGCCCGUCUGAGGACAACCAGCAGCCCUCUCUGGCUCCCAACCAGCCACAGCCUCAGGGAGCCACCCAGGAACCGGGAGGCUUCAUGCUGACUCCCAAUGCUCCUGUCCUCUACGGAUCCUCCUAUAGCUCCUUUGAGAAACCUCCUCCUUAUGCCUGCUGAGCCCCAAGACAAACAUAUGGGGCAUGUUGGAGGUAAAACAUAUUGAUCUGGUCAGACUAAAUGUAGCACAAGACAUUUCAUAGGUGACCUUGUAGAUGGAAAACACUUCAGUGAGCUUCACAAUUACUGAUUUAAAUGCUAUGUUUCGUGUGUCUGAUGCAUUUGAACUGAAGCGAGACACAGAUACAGUUAUAUAGUGUGAUUAUAUAGACAUGAUUACGGUAUUUCAUGUGUAUUUAUUGAAAGAAACGGUUCUGGAAACACGCUUAUUUGCUUCCGUGCCCAAAGUUUGAUGAGAAGACUGAUACCACUCUCUUAUCUAUAGAUAAAUAUGAAGCUACAGCUAGCAGCCGUUUAUCUUAUCUUAGCUUAGCAUAAAGACCAGAAACAGGGAAACAGCUAGCCUCACUCUGUCCAAAGGUAGCAAAAUCCGCAUACUAGCAAAGAAAGCAAAUAAACGUAUUUCCCGAAAUGUCCACCUCUUCCUAUAAGCCUACAGCUGGCCUUCAGAUGCUUACAUAUUACAUAUAAAUGAGUUUAUACACUUGACUGUGAUCUGACAGUUAUUUCUCUUCUAACUCGUGCUGAUUAGAUUACAGGUGUAUCGUGUUUUGUCUCACUAUACUAACUACCGUACGAGCAAUCCAAAGGGCUUUCUUGAAAUAUGAACUGGACAGUAAAUGACACUGUGUUGCUGUUACUUAAUUAUGUUUGUGUGAAUCAUUUGAUGUGCACUUUAAAAGUUAAUACGCUGUAUGUAUUAUUGAUGACGCAUGAGAAUUGCUGUGGGGUAGGAUUCUGUAGCUGCUGCUGCUAUGAAAUACAUUGCGUAUUAUAGAGGCACCUAUCAGAAGUCCAUUCACUGAUGCAUACAAAUACAGGUGGAGUAAGGGCUUUACCAAAAUUUCACAUUUAAAAGGCAGAUAUAGGCUUAUUUGUUUCCCUGCUGAAAGUCAGUUGAGAAGAUCGAUGCCACUCUUACAAUUGUAUGGCAAACAAGAAAGCUAUUUGCAGCAGCCAGUCAGCUUAGUUUAGCUUAGCAUAAAGUCUUAAAAUGGGGAAAACAGCUAACCGGCUCUGUCUGAAGGUAUUCAAAUCCACCUAUCAGCACCUCUGAAGCUCACUCAUUAACAUGUUUGUAUCUUGUUUGUUUAAGCUGUACAAAAACCGAGGUGUAAAAAAGAAUAUUUGCCAUGUUAUU
Molecule: messenger RNA, 2266 nt
Organism: Xiphias gladius (swordfish)
Lineage: Eukaryota; Metazoa; Chordata; Actinopteri; Istiophoriformes; Xiphiidae
Product: transmembrane protein 255B
Exons: 9
Coding region: 1-1065 (354 amino acids)
Source: RefSeq, a predicted model, not a curated record